CGAGGCCCGAGGCGCUAUAAGAGCCGCCGUUUGGCGCCCAGGGGAGGCAGUCGGGGGGGAGUCUCUGUGUGCGCGGAGCAGCGCGGCGCUGGGUUUGGGUGGCCUCUCCCCCGCUGGCAGGAUGUUCGAGGCGCGGCUGGUGCAGGGCUCGGUGCUGAAGCGGGUGCUGGAGGCGCUCAAGGACCUGAUCACCGAGGCCUGCUGGGACCUGGGCUCGGGCGGCAUCAGCCUGCAGAGCAUGGACUCCUCGCACGUCUCGCUGGUGCAGCUCACGCUGCGCUCCGAGGGCUUCGACACCUACCGCUGCGACCGCAACAUCGCCAUGGGGGUCAACCUGGCCAGUAUGUCCAAAAUACUGAAGUGUGCUGGCAAUGAAGACAUCAUCACCCUCAGAGCAGAGGACAAUGCAGAUACACUGGCUCUGGUAUUUGAGGCACCAAAUCAGGAGAAGGUCUCUGAUUAUGAGAUGAAGUUAAUGGAUUUGGAUGUGGAACAACUUGGAAUUCCAGAACAAGAAUACAGCUGUGUAGUGAAAAUGCCUUCUGGUGAAUUUGCACGGAUCUGCAGAGAUCUCAGCCAUAUUGGAGAUGCUGUUGUCAUCUCUUGUGCAAAAGAUGGUGUAAAAUUUUCUGCCAAUGGAGAGCUAGGAAAUGGAAACAUCAAGCUGUCACAGACCAGUAAUGUGGAUAAGGAGGAAGAAGCUGUUACAAUAGAGAUGAGUGAGCCAGUCCAGCUCACUUUUGCAUUGAGGUACUUGAAUUUUUUCACCAAAGCCACACCACUGUCACCUACAGUGACACUUAGUAUGUCUGCAGAUGUUCCACUAGUUGUGGAGUACAAGAUUGCGGAUAUGGGACACUUAAAAUACUAUCUUGCCCCAAAGAUUGAGGAUCAGCAGGAUGGUUCUUAAAAUGCACUAGGAUCAAGGGAAGAUCCCCUGAGAGCUGUUGAGAGAUGAAAACUACUUUUCUGAGGAGGAAGGAAGCCUCAAAUAAUGCUGUUAGGCAUGUUUGUAGAUAUUUCUCUGUAAAUAUUUUUUCAACUUAUUUUUGUUUUGUAUCUUCUUUGAAAAAUGCUUGUAUCUUUGCUAUUCUUGACCACGGGUCUAUUUACACCUUUUUAGAUGCUGUUUUUAGAACCUACGCUUUAACUCUCUUUGGAAGUUGCUAGUUGUAAAGGGCCGCAAUAUUGAAACAUUGCGUUACUAUAAAAAGUGAUCUUUCUAGGGCUUUACCUGUGAAACCUCAGUCAACUGAAGUUACUAAGUUUCUAAAUGACUUAACAGAAAAAGAGUUCAGUCUUUACGAUGUCCUUAUCAAAACGGGAACUGUACUAUAACUGAAAUGUGAAAAUGGUAAUAAAAUUUUUGAAGCUUAUUCUCAAACUAUGACUAGACUUAACAGUAAGUCUGAAUAGCACUGAGAAUAUUUAUUUUGGUUUUAAGUCAAAUGUAUACCUCAGCAUGAGCUUAGAUCUCAACAUUAUUUGUAAUCCAAUAAAAAAAAACUUGGAAGGCU
Caretta caretta (loggerhead turtle) is the source of this 1517-nucleotide messenger RNA. It is a transcript of the gene PCNA, whose product is annotated as proliferating cell nuclear antigen. Gene Ontology annotation, molecular function: DNA polymerase processivity factor activity; DNA binding. The record is from RefSeq and is a predicted model, not a curated record. Gene Ontology annotation, biological process: translesion synthesis; mismatch repair; regulation of DNA replication. NCBI's taxonomy places the organism in Eukaryota, Metazoa, Chordata, Testudines, Cheloniidae. Gene Ontology annotation, cellular component: PCNA complex.